Molecule: messenger RNA, 2615 nt
Organism: Notechis scutatus (mainland tiger snake)
Lineage: Eukaryota; Metazoa; Chordata; Lepidosauria; Squamata; Elapidae
Gene: GADL1
Product: GAD like acidic amino acid decarboxylase 1
Biological process (GO): carboxylic acid metabolic process
Cellular component (GO): cytoplasm
Molecular function (GO): carboxy-lyase activity; pyridoxal phosphate binding
Source: RefSeq, a predicted model, not a curated record
AAUGAAUAAUCAGAAGGAAAAAUCACAGAAGAAAAAUUCAAUCUUAGUUGAUGGAGUUAUUUUAAAUGGCCCGGUAGCAGAUUCAAAAUCAGGCGAGAAAUUUGUGGAAGAGGUCAGUAAGAUGAUAAUGGAAGAAGUGAUAAAAAAAGCAUCUGAUGCAACUGAAAAGGUGUGUGAAUGGCAAUCUCCUGAGAAACUGAGAACACUUCUUGACUUGGAAUUGAAAGACACUGGAGAGAAUCAUCCCAAACUCUUGCAGUUAUGCCAGGAUGUUAUACAAUUCAGCGUCAAAACCUAUCACCCAAGAUUUUUUAAUCAGCUCUAUGCUGGUAUUGAUUAUUACUCUUUAGCAGCACGUUUCAUUAUGGAGGCAUUAAACCCAAGUGUAUAUACCUAUGAAAUUUCUCCAGUAUUUUUGCUAGUGGAAGAAGCAGUCCUAAAGAAAAUGAUUGAAUAUAUUGGAUGGGAAGGAGGAGAUGGUAUAUUUAAUCCAGGUGGCUCUGUUUCCAAUAUGUAUGCAAUGAACUUGGCAAGAUAUAAAUAUUUUCCUGACAUAAAAGAAAAAGGCCUUUCUGGGAUACCUCAGUUGGUUCUGUUUACAUCAGAAGAGUGUCACUACUCAGUGAAGAAGGCAGCUUCCUUUUUGGGAAUUGGCACACAAAAUGUUUACUUUGUCAAAAGUGAUGACAGAGGUAAGAUGAUUCCUGAGGAACUGGAGAAACAAGUCCAACAGGCAAGGAAUGAGGGUUCCACACCAUUUUUUGUCAGUGCUACAGCUGGUACCACCGUUUUGGGAGCAUUUGAUCCUUUGAAUGAUAUUGCUGACAUAUGUGAAAAACACAAUCUUUGGCUGCAUGUUGAUGCAUCAUGGGGAGGCUCAGCUUUACUGUCAAGGAGGCAUCGCAAGCUUCUUCAUGGCAUCCACAGGGCCACUUCUGUUGCAUGGAAUCCUCAUAAGAUGCUUAUGGCAGGAAUCCAGUGUUGUGCACUUCUGGUGAAAGACAGUUCUGACUUGCUUAAGAGAUGUUACUCUGCCAAUGCUUCAUAUUUGUUCCAGCAAGACAAAUUUUAUGACAUCAGCUAUGACACAGGUGAUAAAUCCAUCCAGUGUAGCAGAAGAGCAGAUGCAUUUAAAUUCUGGAUGACAUGGAAAGCUCUGGGGACAACUGGCCUUGAAGAAAGAGUAAACAGAGCCCUUGCUUUAGUCAGAUACUUAGUGGAUGAAAUUAAGAAGAGAGAAGGAUUUCAGUUGCUUCUGGAGCCAGAAUAUGCAAAUAUUUGUUUCUGGUAUAUUCCACCAAGUCUGAGAAAGAUGGAGAAAGGACAUGAAUUCUGGGAAAAACUCAGUUGUGUUGCGCCCAUCAUUAAAGAAAGAAUGAUGAAAAAGGGUAGCAUGAUGCUGGGUUAUCAACCUCAUCGUGGAAAAGUUAAUUUCUUCCGCCAGGUCAUCAUUAGCCCCCAGGUGAUCCAUGAAGACAUGGACUUCCUACUUGAUGAGAUUGAUUCGCUUGGGAAAGACUUGUAGCUGAUGCCCCCAAACACUAGGAGAAGCUUCUGUGUGUGGAGUUUAUAGACUAAAUUAGUUAAUGACACAAUAUUAUUAGACUUUAUGAUCCAUAUAAAAAUGCUCAGAGGUGUGUAGACUUUUUAUACCAAGCAUAUGUUUAACAUUUAAAUUAUAAAGGGAAUUUUAUAAUGAUGGAGUGAUAUAUAAAUCACAGCCCUUUAGAAAAAUAAAGUGUUACAUGAACAAUAGGUAGGAUAUAUCAUAUUUCCUGAAUACAUUCAUGUUUUUGAAUAGAGAUUCAAAUAGAUCCAUAUUGUAAAAUAUCACCUAUCUUUGGACAGUUAAUUUCAUGUAGCAGCCUUUUCCAUUGAUAGAUUGGGAUUGCCACUUUUCUUAUUCCAAACAGUAUGACUAAAAGCUGGGAUGGCUGGGAAUUAUCCUCCAACUGGAAAACACGGGUGAGGUAAACUGAUUUGUGAUGUCUGAAUCUGUUUUAAACACUAAAAUAUCAGCAGGCAUUUUAGAAAUGUAUUCAAGUUUUAAAAAGAUUGUGCAUAUGUUCACAUAUAGAUUUUAGUGUUUUUUUAAAAUGUAGUAUAGCUAUUUAAAGUAAGGAUUUUGGCACUUAUUUAGUAUCACUUAUGUGAUACUAACCAUCACAUAAACCAUCAGCAUUCAUCUACCUAACUAUAAACUUGUUAAAGAAUAUACUAAAACAAUUAUGGAAUCAUUUGACAUAUGCUGUUAUAUUCAAAUACAUCAGUUAAAUGGUAUUGUGAAGAUGGAAAGGCCUAUAAUAUUUCCCACUAUUUAUUUGUGUAUUGCACUACAUAUUAACAAAACUGAUCUUAUUUUUUAUUGAUUCAUAUAGGGAUUCUAUUAUAUUUGCUAAUUUAAAUGUUGACAUUACAUUUGAAGCAUGAUAUAAUAUUUAAUUUAGUAAAGUCCCAUGUUGUUUCUUCCUGCUUUUAUGGUUACAAAAUUCUCUAGAUUCAGUGCUGUAAGAGAUAUUCCUUGUAGCAGCAUAUUUCAGUUUAGCAAGUACACAUUUCUUAUGUUUUUAGAUGAUUGAUAUAAAUGCUUUAUAAUAAAUACUUUAUCAAAAAGU